Molecule: messenger RNA, 1826 nt
Organism: Humulus lupulus (European hop)
Lineage: Eukaryota; Viridiplantae; Streptophyta; Magnoliopsida; Rosales; Cannabaceae
Exons: 5
Coding region: 219-1427 (402 amino acids)
Source: RefSeq, a predicted model, not a curated record
CUCUCAAUUGAAAAAUAAAAAUAAAAAUAAAAAGCCACGAUUGCCGAUCGUAGCUACCAAUUACUCACUCGCUCCGUAACGGCUCCGGUGGCCGAACUCAAAAAUAAAAUUUGUUAAGCGCCAAAUCAAAAUUUUACAACACAAAAUAACAAUGCUUAUUAAUCCUUCUUUUUGGCGCCGUUUUGGGUCCCCAAUUUGAAUCCUCUCUCUCCCUAUCCAUGGCCGCCUCUCCAGCCCUAAGCAACAACUCCUCCGACACCGCUACCGCCACCAUCACUUCCACCGCCGCUGCACUCUCCCUUGCCCCCUCUUCCACCACCGCCGCCGCUUCUACUGCCACAACCUCCGUUCCCUCCGUCAUCCCGGCUGUUAACCCCCUCCAUCGUACGGACACGCCGCCUAAGACUCUUCGCGGGCUUAAUAAGCCUAAGUGUAAGCAGUGCGGCAAUGUCGCUCGCUCCAGGUGUCCAUAUGAAUCAUGCAAGAGUUGCUGUGCGAAAGCUCAAAAUCCAUGUCAUAUUCAUGUUUUGAAAGCAAAUGCAAUUUUUCCUGAUAAGGCACCAACUUCAAGCUCUCCUUUAUUUGACCAGCAGUCUACUGAUGCAUCGUCAUCAGGGAAUUCACAUAGAGUGGCAUCAUUUCGGCAUCUUUCAAGCACUUUUUCUCAAUUCAAUAAUGUGCAAAUUCCGCUGCGUUCAAGGAAGCCAUUGACUAGAAAGGAUGCUGCAACGAUAAAUGAAUGGAGAUUUUCCAAGUUAAAAGAAUACAAGGAAAGAAGUAUUGAAGUGGAAAAUGAAUCUUUUGAUCGAUACAUGCAAAAUGUCAACUUAUUGGAGGAACUAUUUUCAGUGAAAAGUAGUCCUGACAGAUCAAAUGAGGACGAGUCAUCUAUACCAAACCAUAACCUUGCUUCCAUGGAAAAUGACAAUGAUGCUGCAUUCUCAGGAUUGAAGUUGAAGAUGAGAUCUAACCCUUUGAGAACUAGUAACUUCAGAAAGAGAAUACAUCAGAUUGUUGAUCGAGGAUUAAAAAAGCUUCAGAAGAGUGAGUUGGAUGACUGUGAUAAUGGACCAGUUGAUCCAAAGGAGUUGGACAAAGGGCCCAAAAGUGAAGAAGAGUUGUGGGCUGAAAGGGCUUCAACUUUAAAUGAUCUUGUUGAUAAGCUAAACAAAGCCCGAAAUGAGGAGGAUUUAAAAUCUUGCUUGGAGGUAAAAUCUCAGCUUUUUAAUCAUCAUAAUAAAGAGAGUCAAUUAGAGUCUGGGGAUACAAAGUUAUUGACUGAAGAGACUGCCAAAAAUGUUUUGGAAUCAAAUAGAGAAGUAAACUUUUCAUUGCCAUCAUUGAUUACUACAACUGAAAUAGAUCAAGAGACUAUAAGACAUGUGGAUGCACACUUCUCUUCCCUUGAUCAGAUAGAAAGUCUAUAAUUAGAGGUUAGAGAUAAGACUUGGAACAAGAUUUGGAUUGUAGAUUAGUCAAUUGGGGAGGAUUAUAGGGUUAGGAAAAAGAAGAAAGAAAGAAAGAAAAGGCACACCAUUCUCAUGUAAUUUCAUUUUAGAAUGCAUAUGUUUUAGUUCCAUAAAUUAAUGUGUUUAUAAGUAGUUGAUUACCUCCAAUUUGUAUUUCCUGUUUGAAUGUUACUUAGAUACACUGAUUUUCUCAUUUAUUCCUUUAAAUGCGAUAUAUGACCACCAUGAACUGCAAAGCUGGAGUAGCAUACUUGUUCUGAGUAAAUUGUUCUUCGGUGAAUUGCGUACAUAUUCAUCAUAACAAUGGGCUUGUAUUUUAUUUCAUAUUGGUCUCAAUGUUAGAUUGAACUUUCGAUC